UCCCCAGCAAUUACACCGAUCGACCUCUCUCUCCAAUGUCGCAGGAGGAAGUCAAAGGGGAAGCACCAGCCCUCAUAAAUGCCGUCCGAGACUCGCUGUCGGGCUUGAUUACUGAUCCCUAUCCGUACGUCCCCAAUCCUGAAAGCUGCAAACGGAGAGCUUCAGUCGCACUCGUCCUACGUAUACGACCACAUUACGAGCAUUGGCCUUCCACUUGCCUUGCGCAGGCAGAUAGCACAUCUCGGGAAGCUUUCGUACAACAGUUCUUCGAGCAAUCAUGGGUCCAACAUGGAGAUCCAGAAGUUGUAUUCAUUAAGCGGGCUGCUCGGGUGGGAGACCGAUGGACGUCCCAUGUUGCUCUGCCAGGCGGGAAAAGGGACCCGGAAGAUGAAGACGAUAAAGCUGUUGCUAUCCGAGAGACUUCCGAGGAGAUAGGCUUGGAUCUCACGUCUGAAGAUGCAUUCUUUGUAGGUAAUCUGCCGGAGCGGGUAGUGAGCACAAGCUGGGGUAAAGUUCCAAUUAUGGUUCUCUGCCCUUUCGUGUUCCUCUGGACCCAGCCAGAUCUACCUCCAUUCCAUCUUCAGCCUACAGAAGUAGCCUCGACACAUUGGGUCCCUCUUCGAAUUCUACUCUCACCAUCCUCACGAACCUGUGAAUAUGUUGAUGUGUCCGAUAGAUUUGCUAGGAGAGGAGGAGCUGCGGUCAAGGCUAUCAUAAGAUCUAUCCUGGGGAAAAUGCAGUUCUCCGCCAUUCGACUGUUACCCUCCGAGUCGCUAUUUUGCAGCUCAACUGCGGAAUAUUUUAAUCCUCCUGAAGAGAACGAGGAGGUAGAGUCAAAAUCGAUCACAAGCAAACUAUACAGUUGGUACCUUGGGGACCAUGCGGGGUCAGCAGAAAAAACAAGACCAUUACUACUGUGGGGUCUAACAUUGGGUAUACUGGCCGAUUUCCUGGAUCAGUUGCCUCCCUACAAUGCCGUACAAUUAUGGGCAUAUCCGACAUUCACGUCUGUUGAUGUACGGUGGAUUAUCAAUGCACUUACUUUCUCGCUGAAAAGGAGGAAUCGAAGUCGCUUGCAAGGCAAUCAAACUGCAGUAGAUGACAGUACCGAAGCUGUAGCUACAGGGGAUAAUCCUUGGUUUAUUGGAGGUUUGAGUGAUGGUAUGAAACCAUUGAGAAGAGAACCAAACGCAAAGAAGUCUUAUGCGGUUGGCGUUAUGCUAGAGGGAUAUUACGACAUGGCAAGAAGAGGUGUUUGGAUGGCAGCAAGUCUUAGAUUCAUUGCAGCUUUCGUUCUGGGAUACCACAUCAUGAAGAGGUGUAGACAACGGGUAGGUCGAUACGCUUGAAGAAUGCAUGAUCAUCCUGAUUAUAGAAUGCGGUAGUACAAGGCUGAAAAUUGAGAUCGGUGGAAAGCGAGUUUGCUCAGCAGCAAUUUCGACUCAGGAUCAAUAGAACGAAAUCAGAUGCAAUCAUGCACUUAAUGUAAAGUACCUAGGGUAGAAAUGCUCCUCUUGAUGGUUUUACUAGCUCGCGUUUGUCAGCCUUGCAGGUUAAUGUCACAACGUCAUGACCUCAACGUCACAGCUUCCAUCGGAGCACAUAUAACUCGAUAGAUGAAAUAUUCC
Molecule: messenger RNA, 1628 nt
Organism: Mollisia scopiformis
Lineage: Eukaryota; Fungi; Ascomycota; Leotiomycetes; Helotiales; Mollisiaceae
Product: putative NUDIX family hydrolase
Exons: 2
Coding region: 36-1349 (437 amino acids)
Molecular function (GO): coenzyme A diphosphatase activity
Source: RefSeq, a predicted model, not a curated record